UGGCAGCGCCCCUAAAAAUAAAACAGUUGAUGAAACUUGGGCAUCAAAGUCACUGAUUUCUCUUUAAUUCCAUUACAUAUGUCCACGAUAUUUUUCAUAAUGAUUCUUGUUGUAUUUUCGACUUUAUUUAACAUCGUAGUUAGGUGGUGUGUUUCUUUGAAUCCUUACUCUGGCUACAAUGUUCCUCCCCUGCAUGGCGAUUAUGAGGCUCAAAGACAUUGGAUGGAAGUGACCUACAACUUGCCCGUCACAGAAUGGUAUGUCAACACAAGUAGAAACGAUCUUCAGUACUGGGGUCUUGAUUACCCCCCACUCACGGCAUACCACAGUUGGUUGUGUGGUGCUUUAGCGAAUAAGAUUAAUCCUUUGUGGGUGGAAUUAUUCACAUCAAGAGGACAUGAAAGUCCAGAACACAAGAUAUUCAUGAGAGGCACAGUUCUCUGUGCCGAGUUGAUCUACAUUCCUGCUGUGUUCGCCUACUUUUUGUAUGCUUCGUACACACAAGGGAAGGAGCAAAAGGUGCUUGCAGCAACGUGUUCCUUACUUUACCCUGGUCUCAUUCUUAUAGAUCAUGGACACUUCCAAUACAAUAACGUUAGCCUUGGUUUUGCCCUGUGGGCAAUCCUCCUUCUGGGGAAGGGCUGGGAUGUCCUUGGUUCUGUUUUCUUUUGCCUGUCACUGAACUACAAACAGAUGGAGCUCUACCAUGCCUUGCCAUUCUUUUGUUAUCUAUUUGGUGCAUGUGUGAAACUGCCAAUCGGAAAAUGCAUUUUGAAGUUCCUGUGCCUUAGUAUGACGGUGCUUGUCACAUUCCCUCUGUGCUGGUUUCCAUUCCUGUGGAACAAGGAUGUCCUCUUCCAAGUCAUUCAUAGAAUAUUUCCAUUUGCCAGAGGUGUGUUUGAGGACAAAGUCUCCAACUUUUGGUGUAGCAUCACGGUGGUGAUACGGCUCAAGGAGAUAUUUGUGGACAAUGUACCACAGCUGGCCGCCAUAACCCUUGGAACAACAUUACUAGCACUUGUUCCAUCAUCGUUGCACUUGGUCAUCAAGACUUCAUUUCAUAAUUUCAAACUAGCAUUGCUUAACAGUGCCCUGGUGUUCUUCCUGUUCUCAUUUCAAGUCCAUGAAAAGUCAAUUUUACUGGCUGCACUGCCUGCCUGUCUGCUCCUUGAAGUAGAACCAUUUGUAUGUCUAUGGUUUCUGCUGUCCACAACAUUCAGCAUGUUUCCACUGUUCCACAAAGAAGCUCUAGUGCUACCCUGCUUCGUGACUCAAGCACUGUUUCUAUUAGUUGUCUGCACAGUGUACCGAGGAGAGAUUCCUGGGAAGCUCACAGGAAAACUAAGAGUCCCUAUUCUACUUGUGUUUAUUAUCUCCAUGACAGGCUUCAUUGCCCUCUGUCUGUGCAGCGUCUUCAGAGAGCCUCCACAACGUUACCCAGACCUAUGGCCUCGACUAGUCUCCCUUUAUUCCUUUGGACAUUUUGCUCUGUUUACAAUGUACUUUCAUUACCAACAACUGUGGAAUUCCGAAGAUCGUUUACCAAAACAUCGACCCCCUCCUCCAGAGAGAAAAUCAAGAAAAGCCAAGGCAAAGAAAGAACUGUAGGCACAAUAAGGCAUUUACGGAGAAGGUUCACAUAUGGAUAAAGAAGGUUCACAUAAUGAAUUGGCAUGAUGAAUGAAAUGUAUUUUGUGAAAUUGAGCAAUUUGGCACUGAUAAAUGAAAUAUAUUUUGUGAAAAUGAGCUAUUUUCAUGAGAAAAUAAAACUUUUUA
Molecule: messenger RNA, 1776 nt
Organism: Lineus longissimus
Lineage: Eukaryota; Metazoa; Nemertea; Pilidiophora; Heteronemertea; Lineidae
Product: dolichyl pyrophosphate Man9GlcNAc2 alpha-1,3-glucosyltransferase-like
Exons: 13
Coding region: 79-1608 (509 amino acids)
Biological process (GO): protein N-linked glycosylation
Cellular component (GO): endoplasmic reticulum membrane
Molecular function (GO): dolichyl pyrophosphate Man9GlcNAc2 alpha-1,3-glucosyltransferase activity
Source: RefSeq, a predicted model, not a curated record